AUGAUGACAGAAGACCGAUUAACACAUAUUGAUUCAAUGACAAAUGUCGAAUUACGUGCUGAACUUAAACGACGAGGUUGUUCGACAUCAGGAAAUAAAAAAAAUCUUAUAGCUAAAUUACAUGCUGCUUUACAAAAAGAAUUUGAACAAUCAUCAUUAAGUCAUUCAGUUGAACAUCCGCAAACUGAAACACCGGUUAUACAUGCAGCUUUACUGACGAUUGAUGAUCAAGCUACUGCUCAGCAUCCAUCUGUACACACAUUAUCAAUACCACAAAAUGAUUAUCCAUCUUCUGCACCAAUAAUACCUAUUCCUCAACUAUUACAUAUAACAUCAUAUAUAGAAGAGGAACAAUUUUCAUCGAUAAAUAUUCCCAAAGUAAAUGAUACUUCAGUUGUUUCUUCAACAUCCAAGAGAAAAACACGAGCAAGUAGCAAAAAAUCUUCCGUCGAUUACUCAUCGAAUGAAAAUUCAAAUACAACAUCGAAUCAACAAGUUAUAGACACAGAACAAAAUGCUUUGGAUGUUUCAAGCAAUGACAACAAUGUAGAGCGUUUAAAUCCAUCGAAAGCAGAACAACAAUAUAAUCAAUCAAUAACGAUUGAUGAAGAAAAAAAUUCGGCAACACAUGAUGCCAAUGAUGACUCCAAAAAUAAUAAUAAGAUGAUGGAUCAGUCAUCAGAUGCUAUUUUAUCUGCCGAUUUAAAAGCAGCCACAACAAAACAACAAGAGACUACAAAAGAAGAUGAAUCAUCUUCAAUGCAUAAACCAGUCAAAAAAGCUGCUUCUCAACAACAACAAGAACAAGUUAAAACAAAUCGUUCACAAACAUCAUCAUUAAUGAAAGGCCUUCAUCGAUCAACAAAUAAUAAAAUCAAUUUAUCAUCUGAAAUUCUCAAAACACUUAUUCCUGAUAUAAGUCUAUUACCUGAAUCUGUUGUUAAUGAUGAACUUGAUGGAUUAAUAAAUGAACAGAGUAAUGAUAAUAAUACUAAUGAACAAUCAGUAAAAGAACAAGUAUUUGAAACAAAUAUGAAUAAUGAUUUUCUUUCUUGCGAUUCAAUGACUAUUGGAGAUUUAGCAGAUCAAAAACAACCAACAAAUCGAACUGUUGUUAUGAAUAUUACUACUAAUUCAUUAUCAUUAAACGAUGAUAUUAGUACAAGAAAAAAACAAAAUUUGACAUCAACACACCUUCCUUCGUUUGAAUCAACAACAUCAAUUGAUGGAAAAACUAAUUCUAUAAUCACAGAUGAACCAGUUCGAAUAAAAAAUGUCACUGCCGUAAAUGAACCAUUAAGUCAAAUUUUGUACAUUCGUGGUCUCACUCGUCCAUUUAGUCUUCUACAAUUAAAAGAACUUCUUCGCCGUUAUGGAACAUUAGUAGAUGGUCAAUUUUGGCUUGAUAAAAUAAAGAGUCAAUGUUUAGUUACUUAUCAUACAAUAGAAGAGGCACAAAAUGCACGUGAAGCACUUGAUGGUUGUCGAUGGCCAUUAACAAAUCCAAAAACAUUAUCUGUUCGAUUUGCUCAACAAAAUGAAUUGGAAUUUAGUAAAACUCAUGAUUUACCACCUGAUCAAAUGUCUAUUGAUGCAAUCGAUCGUAUUAUACAAGAUAAACCAAAUAUAAUAUCGUCACGUCGAUCUACUAGUCCAAUUGAUGGAGUCAAAUCGAAUACGAAGAAAGAUCACUCAGAUGCACGAGAAUGGGAUAUACCAAAGUUACAAGAAAAAACGCAUGGGGAAGUUAUAAUACCUGAAGAAGAAGAAGAAUCAAUAAAACCAAAUGAAUCAUCAGUGAAAGGACUUGAUGAAUAUUUUCGUAAAACAAAUUCAAAACCAUCAAUUUAUUGGUUACCAUUAACAGAAGAACAAGUUAUUGAACGAAAUCGUCGACAACAACAACGUAAGACUGAACGUGAUGAAGAACGAAGAAAACAAGAACUUGAUGAAAAUGUUCAAAAAUCCGAUUCAAAAUCUUAUCGUCGAUCAUCACCAUCACAAGAAAAACGAAAACAUAGUCCAUCAUCAUCGAAACGAAGUUCUAAACGACAUUAG
Rotaria sp. Silwood1 is the source of this 2058-nucleotide messenger RNA. NCBI's taxonomy places the organism in Eukaryota, Metazoa, Rotifera, Eurotatoria, Philodinida, Philodinidae. The record is from the annotation of a GenBank genome assembly.